Messenger RNA from Cucurbita moschata (crookneck pumpkin), 4649 nucleotides. RefSeq lists its product as uncharacterized. The record is from RefSeq and is a predicted model, not a curated record. The transcript is spliced from 4 exons. Lineage: Eukaryota; Viridiplantae; Streptophyta; Magnoliopsida; Cucurbitales; Cucurbitaceae. The coding region runs from base 273 to 4373 and encodes 1366 amino acids.
CUGGUGGAGCCGAGUGGAAGGAAUGCCUGUAGUUGCCGUAUUCAUCACUCUUCCGCUUCUUCUUGUUUCUGAACCUCUUCAAUGGCGGGAUUCUAGGGUUUUCACUUGGUUUCGGUAUUCUCUUUUGCAUUUUACAUGCGGCGGCGUUUUUCUUAACAGUAGCUUUUCCUUUUUCAUUCUUCGUUCUUGUGCUUUCUUUUGCUUUCUUUUGCUUUCUUUUGCUUCUUCCCUCGUAUAUUGGUUGGUGCUAUUUGUAUAUUGCUGUGCAUUAUAUGUUUUUUUAUUCUUUUUUUGGUUGGGAAGAUAGAGUAGUUUUUUUCGAUAUGGAGAAGAUUGUAUCGGAUAUGAAAGUUGCGGAGUGGAAGCGGAGUAGUCUGUACAAAGCGCACGAACGGUUACAUAUGGAGGCUUCUUCAUUUUUGCUUCUUAGUCUUCAGUGGAAGGACUUGGAGAUGCACUUUGAUUCGACUCGUGAUAUGAUUCAGACGGAGUACGAGGAGCUUGAACGGCGGGAGAAGGCGAUUAAGUUGAAGGAAGAGCAGUUGGAGGAUGUGGAGAAAUCUAUUGAUGCAUGCUCGAAAGAGAUUGAGUUGAAGAAGAAUGAAUUGUUCGAGUUGAAUCGUUUGAUUGUGAAGUGUGAUGAUGCGAUUAGAUUGAAAGAGUCGGAAUUGGAUUUAGCACAAGAGAGACUGGGAGGUUUGUCGAAGGAUAUUGAAUUGAAAGAAGACACGGUCAAUAAAGUAUGCACGAGAAUCUUGGACGUUAAGAAGGAGUUUGACGAUAAGGAGAAGGCUUUUGAUAUGAUUCGAAAGAGGAUUGACGAUUGUGAGUAUGUGAUGGAAUUAAAAGAACAAAAAUUAAAUGGAAUACUACAGUUAAUCGAAGAGCGAUCAAUUGAAUGUGAUUUCAAGGGGAAGAGUGUAGAAAUGAUUAAAGAAUUGCUUCAAGAACAUGAAAAAGAGCUUGCAACCAAGAAGAAACAAUAUGAUGCAAUUCAGAUGGCAAUUAAAGAGAGCGACGUAGAACUCAAACUUAAAGAAAAGGAGCUUCAGACAAUUCAAAAUAUGAUUGCCACAAAGUGGAAAGAGAAGAGAUUAGACAAGAUGGAAAAGGCUAUAAAAUUGAGGACUGAAGAGAUUGAACUUAAGGAGAAGGAGUUUGGUGUAAUGGAGAGCAAGUUGAAGCCUCUUUCUGAAGAGUUAAUAUCAAAGGAAUCAGAAUUAGAAUCCAUCAAAACGUGUAUCAAGGAGCAUAGUAAAGAACUUGAUGUGCAGGAAAAGCAGCUCGACAGCACCCAACAAUCUAUUCAAGAUUGUCAAAAUGCUGUUAUACUGCUUACAAAUUAUGCUAGUGCAAUAGUUAAGGAAAUUAUCCAAUGCUCGAAGGAAUGGGAGUUGAAGGAGAAUCAUCUUGAUCCACUCCAAGAAUCCAUGGAUGACUACUCGAACAAUGAGUUUCCUCCUGUGAUGAAAGAACACGAUUCCAUUUCUUUGAUAGUGGAUAAAUGCCUUGAAGGCCUAAAAGCUCAAAAAGGGCAUUUCAAUUUGUUGAGAAAAUCAAUAGAAGAGCGCUCAAAGAAUCUUAAGAAUGAAGAAAAUAAUUUUGAAAAACGAUUAGAGGAGCUCAACAAGAAAGAUGAGAAAGUGAGCACGUACCUAAAAGAGAUUGAAUAUUUAAAAGCAGACUUGGCUUCCCAGGUAGCGCUGCUGGAUAAAGGCGGUGAAGGUCGAUUAAAGGAAAUACAACACAAGGGGCUGGGUGAGAAACUUGAUUCAAAAGAAAAAGAUAUCAGUUUAGUCAGAGAUUUGAUGGAAACAUGUAAUGAGAAGGUAAGAUUAGUAAAAAAGGAGGAAUCAGGCUGCAUACCAACUGCAAGUUCUAAUAUGUUGAAUUUUCAUACCGGGUCGGCCUUGGAUGGAACGCUUCUGUUAGUUCUCUUAUGUGAACAUCUGAAACUACAUGAUUUGGUACGCACGGAACUGAUUAUUACUCUAAAAACAUCCUCUGAUCCAGCUAAGUUGGUUCUAGAUGCUUUGAGAUGGUUCUACUCUCCACAUACGGUGUCGGAAGAUGCAAAAAUCGAUUUUCAUAAUGCCAAGAGGGGAUGCAUUUUUCUGUCUGAACUAUUAUUGAAAUUCUCACCACAAAUCACGGCUCCACUGAAAGAAGAAGCUCUAAAGCUGGCUGGCCAGUGGAAGGCUAAGAUGUCAAUGGCAGUUGAUAAUCAUGUGGAAGUGGUGGCAUUCUUGCUACUUGUGGCUAAUUUUCAGUUGGCCUCAGAUUUUGAUGCAGCUGAACUACAGAUUCUUCUGAAUUCUGUUUCACAAUAUAAACAAGCACUUGAGCUAGCCCGAGCGCUUGGUAUUGGAGAUAAAUCUUCUGAGGGCAGAGCAACUCCUAGCUCAGCUAAACCGGAGCAACCAGAAUCUUUGCCAGCCAAAGAAGUGGAGUUGUCUUCCUUAAAAAAUGAGCAGCUCAGCAUGGAUCCAAAUGAGGAGAGAUUAUAUUUACUUCUAAACAAUCAGUUGACUAGACAAAAAUUGGUGCCAAGUGCAAUCUUAUUAUUUCUUGAAAAGUCAUCAGACCCUGCAAAACUUGUCUUGGAUCUGAUUAAAGGUUAUGUUCACCAACAGUUGAAUAAAGAACAGAUAGGCUUUGAAGAAAGUUUCUUGAGGUGGUCCACACUUCUUUUAAAGCAACUAAAGCAAAUCUCACCAAGUAUUGGUCCAAAGGAAAGAGAAGAUGCAAUGAAGCUUGCAAUUGACUUGAAAUUGAACAUGAGAAAUGAUACAAAUGGUUCUAUGGAUGCUGUUGUCUUCUUGCUACUCAUAGUGUCGUAUGGAUUGACGACUUCAUUCAGUGGGGAUGAGAUUUUGAAGCUCUUUGAGAACGUAGUGCUUCAUGAACAGGCAUCAGAAUUGUGUCUGAUGUUUGGGUAUAAUCAAAAGAUACAAGAGCUUGUACAAAAUCUUAUUGGAACAAAGCAGUUUGUUAGGGCCGUCAGGUUUAUAUGUGGAUACAAGUUGGCAUCAUUUCGACCUGUACAGAUCCUGAACGAAUAUUUGCGAGAUGCAAGGAAUGCCACUGUAAAAGCCAUCAUUCAAGACAAUACAGGUCAGGAAGAUGUCCGUGCUGCCAUGGUUGAAGCCAUAGACAAGGAGAUAGAUGCUGUGAAUUCAGUAGUUACAUGCGUUGCAGAUUGUAACCUUGGUUCUGAAAUCUCCUCUCAAGGGCUUGAAAGCCUUGUUGUUUCACUUAAAGAUAUGAAAAGGUUGAUACGCAACAGCCAUGGUCAACCAAUAAGUUUGACUGAUCAACAGCCACAUUCCAUCGUUGUUCAGCCACAAUCACCACCUCGGGCCAAUUGCGAAGUCCAACGCACAUAUCCGACCAAGGGCGAAAUGAAACAGCAGCUGAAUUGGGAUAAGUCCGAAGCGCAAAAACUGCGCUCAAACCAUGAAGCCUGGCAGCACCAUUCUCCUCCAACCCAUCAACCCCAUCAGCAACAUUCUCCUCCAACCCAUCAACCCCAUCAGCAACAUUCUCCUCCAACCCAUCAACCCCAUCAGCAACAUUCUCCUCCAACCCAUCAACCCCAUCAGCAACAUUCUCCUCCAACCCAUCAACCCCAUCAGCAACAUUCUCCUCCAACCCAUCAACCCCAUCAGCAACAUUCUCCUCCAACCCAUCAACCCCAUCAGCAACAUUCUCCUCCAACCCAUCAACCCCAUCAGCAACAUUCUCCUCCAACCCAUCAACCCCAUCAGCAACAUUCUCCUCCAACCCAUCAACCCCAUCAGCAACAUUCUCCUCCAACCCAUCAACCCCAUCAGCAACAUUCUCCUCCAACCCAUCAACCCCAUCAGCAACAUUCUCCUCCAACCCAUCAACCCCAUCAGCAACAUUCUCCUCCAACCCAUCAACCCCAUCAGCAACAUUCUCCUCCAACCCAUCAACCCCAUCAGCAACAUUCUCCUCCAACCCAUCAACCCCAUCAGCAACAUUCUCCUCCAACCCAUCAACCCCAUCAGCAACAUUCUCCUCCAACCCAUCAACCCCAUCAGCAACAUUCUCCUCCAACCCAUCAACCCCAUCAGCAGCAAUAUCCAUCCAAUAAUUCCACACUGCAACAACUGCAGAAGAAACGGAAGAGUAUUCAGUAUAAAAAUCAUUCAAUGAAGUACCCUCGAAAGCGUCCAUCAACUGGACCUGUGUUUACAAGUUCAUCUCCUAGAGUACAUGAUAAAAAAUCCAAGUUUCAGCGGUACAAUUCAAGAUUUUCUGCAAUGCCCAGGCUAUUUGGUUUCCGUGAGGGUGGUCGUGCUACUGAACUUGGAAAUCGUACCACGUCCCCAACCAGGUCUAGACCAUAACCUAUGUCGAGGUAUGCUUUUCAACUAAUCUAAUAUUAUUGUUUUGGUAGUUAGUUCUAUUGUAAAUGCUUUUAGGAGUAGUGAGUAGAUUUUGUGUCAUAGAUGGCACUAUUAUAGUUGCCUUCGUUCUAGAAGGUGUUCAACUUGCAAAAAUGUGCUGGCAUGACAUGAAAAUGUUAGUUUUGUAGAUUUUUGCGUGGUUGACCUAGAUAGAAACAUCAAUGUUGAUAUCCAACCCUCAAACUUAUACAUAUAUUGAUGUAUAUUUGAAUAUCA